CCUGCAACCACCAUCUUCCUUGUAUUUGAACUUUUCCCAGCUUACCAUGGCCACCAUCUGGCAAGCCAAUUUCGACAGCGGCGUCGCGCACUUUAAAAGGUCGAAAUACCAAGAUGCUGUGCAAUUGUUCACGGAGGCCAUUGAUAACGGCGGCGACCAGCAAUUUCUCAUUUUUGAUUCCAGAGCCGCUGCAUACGACAAGCUCAACAAUCCUUUGGCUGCUCUUCGCGAUGCUAAAAAGGUCAUCGACCUCGCACCUACGCGGUGGCAGGGCUAUUUGCGUGCUGCCCACAUAUUCCACGACAUGCGAAAGCUUGACCAGUCUCUUAGCAUGGCGGACAUGGCCCUUGCACGUAUCAAGCAAGAAGACGCGAAAAGGCGCGCCCAAGUCACUUCUUUGAAGGACGCCGUCCUGGAGCGCAGACGACGCGUCGCAUAUCACCUCGGCAAGAUCCCCGUCGAGCUCAUGGUGGACAUUUUCGACAUCGUAGUGUCUCAUGACGCGACUUUUGUACUCACCAUCUCCGCAGUAUGCAGAUCGUGGCGCGACGUAGCACGCGGCACCUCCGCCCUAUGGCGCACCCUUGCACUGACGAACCGAAGUCCAGUCCGCAAGACUAAAGUAUGGCUUGAACGCUCCAAUGGCAGGAUACGAGAGCUCUGUCUUCGCAAACCGCUGCUAGAUGUAUCGGCGUGGAAGAUGGAGAACCUGCGAGUUGGGUUACAAUGGGAUUAUCUGAGAGUAUGCAAGUUUGAAGGCUUCGACCUAGCUUCGCAGCUGGAAAUUUGGGGUUUGGGCCGUGUAGUUCAGCAGUGGGAGGACGUGGAAAUUGUUGGUCAACAUCAUCGUCGAAGCUCGCUCUUCUGUCCGAAGUCGAACUUAAAGCGCCUUGUGCUUGACCUUGCGCUUUUCGACGCCGGACACAUAACCUCACCGCCAACUCAACUUUCCACCCUAAUUAUUCGAAUGAGUCCUUUGUUCCAUACAGGCAAUGUCCUUAUACCCUUCUUUGCCCAGAAUCCAAAUUUGGAGAUAAUAGAGCUCGAUGCACCCUUCCAAUACGGAAACGAAGGGGACGUACCUCCGGUUCGUCUGGAGCGCCUAACCAAGCUCAGCAUCGUCUGCCGUCCAGCCAUGUUGAACAUCUUUGAACAUCUUAUCCUUCCUUCGUUACAAGAUCUUACCUUGACACGAUCAAGCAAAUCAAUUAACGCCGUUCUGACGACACUCUGCAGCCAAUGCAUUACCCGCCUCCACAUUGCGUCAUGCGUCCUCACGGCGCCACCAUUAAUAGCGCUUCUGAAAUCAUCUCCAAGUCUUGAAACACUCGUGCUUCGGAACCUUAACAACAUCGCAGACCCCAUUCUCGAUGCUCUAGAGACAUCAUGCCCAUCUCUCCAUUACGUCGACUUGUCAGAGUGUCCUGACGUGCGGUCUGGGCCUCUAUCGCGUAUCGUCAAAGCACGCUGGCCACCCAGAGAAAAUGCGACAGAUGCAGAAACAGCAUUCGCCCCGAUUCAUACCCUCAUAGUCAACGGAUGCCCUCUGGUUGACGCGGAGUACCUACCGUGGUUCAGGCGGCGCGUGAAGAACUUCAGCUGUGUAUAUAUGACGAAGAAGGCUGCUAGUUGGAAGCGCUAAAUACGUAUUGACGUGUGUAUGUGCAAUCGAUGCAUCCGUCAUGGAAACAAUAGAUGUGAUAAUGGAGGCAAAAGGCUCUUGUCCGACGGCUGUGAGAUGGCGAUUAAAUAUUAUCAUUAUAUAUCAUCAGAGAGAUGUCAUACCUCCCGGCUGUCCCAUCCAAUGCACAUCAAGACAGUUCGAUCAUCGCGUAGGCUCUGGCUCUGGAUACACGGUGGAUGUGCUUUGGGAGCAGCAUUAAGCUGUUUAGCCCAGGUAACGUACUCGCUCCCAUGAGAUCUUUGACGAAUUUCCCAUCCUUGAC
This is a messenger RNA of Guyanagaster necrorhizus, 1946 nucleotides long. RefSeq lists its product as uncharacterized. The coding region runs from base 47 to 1642 and encodes 531 amino acids. The record is from RefSeq and is a predicted model, not a curated record. Gene Ontology annotation, molecular function: protein binding. The transcript is spliced from 2 exons. Lineage: Eukaryota; Fungi; Basidiomycota; Agaricomycetes; Agaricales; Physalacriaceae.